This is a messenger RNA of Aspergillus novofumigatus IBT 16806, 363 nucleotides long. RefSeq lists its product as uncharacterized. The transcript has 2 exons. NCBI's taxonomy places the organism in Eukaryota, Fungi, Ascomycota, Eurotiomycetes, Eurotiales, Aspergillaceae. The record is from RefSeq and is a predicted model, not a curated record. Bases 1 to 363 code for a protein of 120 amino acids.
AUGACGAAGGAAAGCGGCCGCCAGAAACAAGAUCUCGAGACUCAGAUCAGGGAAGUCCGGGAAAAGAUUUCAAACAUUGACGAAGCCGACGCGAAGAUUGAAGCUGAGGAUUUCGCCGCUGGAGUCAAAGAGCUUGACCAGGAGCUCGUCGAAGAAGAGGAGGCUGCCAACUUCAAUCCAGACGUUGAUGCUCGCGAUUACGAUGAUGUCGCGAAAUCUCUUCCUAUGUUCUGUGUUUCGUCCCGGGCUACCAGAAGCUGCGAGGACGUUUGCGCAAAGAAGCCGAUGUACACGGGUUCCAGUCGGUUGAAGAGACCGAGGUUCCUCAACUUCAGGCCCACUGCAAGAAACUCACGGAAGUGA